AUGGCACAACCUGUCGAUGCAAGGAAUCCUGUCCAGCCCGAGACACUACGAUCCCAGCACAAUGUCGGGCAAGAUGCUGAUGCUAAUUCCAUGCCUGGUGACACUACGGUCAUCACCACAGCGACGCCAAAACGUCAAUAUCUCAACCUGAAUCCUCUAAAGAAGCUCGAUUUGCCCCAUCAUCAGGCAUACAACAACGCUGCCUCAGAUCAUAAUGUAAGCUUAGUGCACUUUCUCGACAGCCUCUUUAGCGAAGUACGAAGAAUUCAAUUCGAUGAAGGUUUUGAGAACCGCGGGACCUGGAGCCCCGACAGUGGAAAUGUAAUGAUGCCUCCAUUGAACGCUACGGAGAGCAACGAUGAGAUUCCUGUCCCAGUCUCGGUCGAGAAGCGCAUCAAAGACUUGAACCAAGCCAAAUGGGCAGUCAGGACUUCUACUCAUAGCAAUACCCAUGUCAAGUUUUCCGAGUUGGGCGACCUGCUGGCAAAAGACCACAGUCGCAAUGAAGCUACCUAUACGCCGAGCGUUUUCGACGCCAUCGAACUUUUGAAGUGGGACCACGAAGAACUAUUAAAGGCUGUACAGCGCUCAGGUCACCAUGAGGAAAUUCACAAUGUAGAAAUGUUUAUAUCUCAAAUGUUCCAUAUGAUGCCCAAGGUCGCUGGCCUUAGCUUACUACAAGAUCGUGUAUUCCAUGUGUUCGUCGUCACAGCAAACACAUACCAGAAGGAGGCUCCUUCUGAGCUCUGCAAAUCAUUCACAGUUCAGCUUCCGAUUGAUUAUGUAUCGUUCGGCGAUGUCAAGAUCGUACAAGAGACGAGUCGAAUGAAGAUGCGAGGUUCUUCCCAAUGCUACCAUUUCCCUUCCAGCGCGGAGUCUGGGUCAACACCUGAUGCAAACCAGAAGCAGCGACAAGGGAAGAAGCUGACAGAGGGUACCUACGUCUCAUUGGAAAGGCUCAUUGGAGCAGACUCUGCGAACAACGACCGUCAUCGUUGGGAUAUGAUGACGUUGAGUACGGCGGGAGGCAUGACACGUAAGGCUCCGAAAGGUGUCCAGCAAAAAGAAACACUGGAAGCGAUUGCGAUGGACGUGGAAACUACGGGCAAGCCCCAGGCUAUCAGCGGCCAGGACGCACGACAAGCUUCACCGGACAGGCUGGCCCUCCACCAGUGCCACCACCGCCCCCUGGAUAUGGAGGUUUACCAAACAUCCGCUCCCCAAGCCCACGGUCAAUGGGCUGCGCCGACGCCAACACACACAUCAGGCCCAUGGAAUCAAGCGCAACAACAAGGGACGGGAGGAUACAACCCAGGCACAUAUGGCACUAUGCCAGGGGCGCAGCAUCAUUCAUACCAACCCCCGCCUCAGCAGGAUCAGCCUCCUCCGCCUCCGCCGAAACCCUAUGGCUUCGCAGCGGCAGUCCAACGGCAAGAGCAACAGCAGCAGAGCACGCAGAAUUGGUCGCAACAACCGCAACAGAACACCGGGUACGCUCCUCAUGCGCAACAGGGAGGGUAUCCAGUGCAGGGAGCGCCACAACAGCCCUAUCAUCAAGCAGCUCCUCCUCCGCCCUCUACCACACCUGGCAGGCCAAAUUUCCCUUCUUCACAAGGAGGACGGCCCAGCUCCGUCUACGGUACAGGACAGCCCUCCACGGUUACAAGUCCGAACGAGCAGCAGCCGGCCUACACACAGCCGCCUUCUAAUGGACAUGGUGCACCAGCAUACGUUCCUCCUCCCCCAGUAGCUCCAACAUGGCACCAGUCACAACAUGCGCCCCACCAGGGCGGCGCAAACAGCUUCACGCAACCUAGGCCAACCGUGGACACUGGUAUUUACUCACAAGGUUAUCAUAGUGCACAGCAGCAACAAGCACCACCUCUGCCUCCACGACAUAGCCUACAGAGCCCGCAACAUUCAGAGCACCACCAACCUCAGUACGGAUAUCCAACGCCUGAUCAAUACCCACCACCAUCGCAGACACCUCACCAGUUCCAGCAAUCGGCAGGCCAAUACCCACAGCAGCAGCAGCAGCAACAUCAACACCAAGGUCAUUUCGGGAGUGUGGUACCAGCUCAGCAACAGCCCGUCGGACAACCAGUAUAUCCACAAGCACAAUCGCAUCAACAGCCCGUACAGCAACAACACGGAUAUUCACUGUAUGAACAGCACGGUCAGCCCCCUUCACAAGACUCGCACUUCCAGAGACCGUGGCAGUCUGCAUCUCCUGCGCCUGGGCCCAAUUAUCAACACAAUAUAGCACAGACGUAUGAGCCGCACCAGCAGCCCUCGCAAUCAGGAAAUCAAACACAAAGUUCUUUCUCGGGACAGCAGUACUCUCAGACAACAAACCAAGAGGUUCAAGAACCAAAGCCAUUCAAUCGAAUUGAUACCGCUACGUCUAAUUUCUACCAUCAGCCAAGCCCACCGAGUCAACCCGUGUCUCCGAUAUCGAAUCGUCCGAGUGUAAGCUCCGCGUCUGGUUACCAGCCCGUGUCUGGGCGCACCGACUCCGUGAGCUCCAUAGCUCUUGCCAAUCUCUAUGCACAGCGAGCAGAGAACAAGACAUCCUCGCCAAACCCUCCUGCAUCCAAACUACCUAUACCACCUCCACCCCGUGAUGACAAGUCGAGGUUUAGUGUGCUAGCUGCUGGAGCGCCUUCUGAUUGGGAACACUUGGGUGGCAGUGAGGAAAUCGACGACGAAGAACUCUUCGGAGUAAAGAGAGAGGAAAAGAAAAGCGAGACUAUUCAACCGGAAAGCGUUGAGCUGCCUGCCCACGGUCCAUCUCCUCCCUCCACGCAUGGAUUUCCCAGUCCUGCAGUACGUCCCGCACACGUGAGUUCGAGCGAGUGGGACGAAGGCUAUACACCCACACCGCCAUCUGUAACGACAAGUCUUGCUGAGCGACAAGGAUCACCGUCGCCCAACCAAGGGUUCGCAGUAGAAGAUGCCAUCGUAGCGCCCUUGAGAACUACACCAAAACCUAUGCACGGUACGAAGCCUCCUCAUCAACCUGCUUUGUUCGUAACAGAGUCUGCCAUGACCGAAGGCGGAUGGAAUCCAUCACAACACACCCCGACACAACCAAAGCAUCAUUUCAAAUCACAGAAUAACAAUGUAUUUCAAGAUGCAGAGAUCCCCAGUCAUGAUUAUACUGUGAAGUUGAAAGAGAAGGAUGACCUUCUCCGUCAGCUGCGCGCAGAUGCAGAACGGGAAAGUGCUGAACUACACGCGAGGAUUGAGGCACUACAAGCUGAGAAUCAGAAACUCUCAUCUGAGUAUCAAGCCAACAAGACGCACAGCACGAGCGAGAUGAUCGUCUUACGUGCGCAAAUUGAGACUAUGAGAACAGCAGCAGACCAGGCCACUGCCAAUUCCGAGGCUUUAGUGAAGGAAAAGAACAUGACAAUUGAAAGACUGCAAGAAGAUGUGGAAGGCAAAGAACAUAAUAUUGAGGAGCGUGACAAUAUUGUCGCUGAGCUGAAACGCCAACUUGAAGCCGAAAAGCUGAGAGAGUUGCCGAAACCCACCCCUUCUGAUCUUAUCUCGGAUAUCGACCCAUGGUACGUUGGCUCAUUAGAGCGAUACAUAGCUAUGCUUCGUAGUGAGGCAACAGCACCACUAGUUGAAGAGAAGAUGAAGAUUUUCAGAGCGUUUAUGAAGGUAGAGUCUAGCAUGCGGGCAAUCAACUUUUUUGACGCCUCAACGCAAACGCUUCCAGUAGUGCCAGAGGUGCCGCACGAGACAGAUCAAGUUGCGCGCUCUCGUGCAGCUUCAGACAUGUCCACCAGGAGGCAGGACCUGAACAUACAAGUUCCGCACAGGUCUGCAUAUGAAGACGACUAUGAAUAUAGUCCUGGUGGAAGACCUAUUCUGGCACGUCAGAGUACGAUACCGCCUAUUGAGAAUUACCAGGGUGCUCCAAAGGCACCUCCUUCGGUAGUAUCAACAACAAUCCUAACCCCGACAAGCUCUAUUGACGACGACACGAACAAAACGCCAGUACAGUCGUUGCCCGAAGAGCAGGUGCAACCUCAAUACAAGGCAUACGUUCCUCCUGCUAGCAUAUCUGUCGACCCUCAGCUGAAGCACAGACAAACAAUGUCUUUCUCCAAUACUCCAGUUGUGGCUUCACCGUCAGGGCGUAGGAGCAGCAAGGGACAUGAUGAGAUCUUCUUUGAAGCUCAUCGAGCGACUGCGCAGGCGCCUGUUGCUCAACCGUCCAGUAGCGAAGCAGAUGUUCCUUUGCCCGCGCCAUUGACUCUAACUCCACGUCGCCCAACGUCCACCGCUGCACCAUCGAAAGAAGAUCCCAAUCAAGUUCUCAAAAGACUGUUGUCGAAGCAAAUCGAUUCGGACCUUCCAAACCGCCGGAUACAGGACCUUAGAGCUAAGCUAGCGGAUGUUGGGUCAAAAUCCAGCAAGGUCGAAGAGCUUACCAAGACAUGGGAGAAGUCAGCAUCUCUAAGCCGCCGCAAAAAGGAUGACGCUCGUCGCAAGCGCCAAGAAGAGAACGAGGAGCACAAUGACGAUUUAUUCAACAGCAAUGAGAUUUCGUACGCAGAGAUGAACCAGCUCGAAGAAGAGUUCAAGCAGAAAGAAGCAGAGCUCAAAGCACAAGAAGACAGAGACGAAUAUCAGAGUUAUGUGGACGCCGUAUUCGACCCGGUCUUCACUGGCCUACAUGGCGAGAUCAAGGUCCUCAUGGAUCUGUAUGUCGAAGCUAAGCAGCUACUUCAUUCCUCUGUACGUGGACUCAGGAGUCUAGAGGGAACAGAUGAUCCAAGCACGAAAGACUGCUUCGAACUGCUAAGGGAUGUUCACGAACAGAUCGAGAAGAGACACGACAGCGUUGCUCAGCUCGUUGCAGAGCGCGACAAACGCUAUAAAAAGACCGAGACGCAACCUCUGUAUGCCGCUGGCAACAUCAGCCAGAUGAAAAUCGUAGAGAAGCACUUUGAGAACGCUGAGAAACAAGCCGUAUUUGGAGUUAAGCGCGAGAAGGCUGAGCGUAUAAGCGAGCUUGUCCGAAUUAUUGGGGAGAUCGUCGUCGAUGCAGUGAGCGAUGAGCAAAAAGAAAUCGACUACGUCAUUGAAGCUAUCAAAGAUCUCAAGGACGGUACUGGCGACCCGGAGAUCCUCUCUCACGCACAAUCGAUUCUCAAAGCCCUGAAAAAGUCAUCCAAGGCUCUUCUCUCCUUCUUCAAUACGCUGGAGAUUGAAUCUAACAAUGCUGACAUAGAUGCCGAAAUUGCACAAGUGAAAGCUGAUAAGGCGGACGCAGAACGUAUAGGAGAAUUGGAGGCUGAGAAAAAAGAAGCUAGGAAGGAGUUAGUGGAGGAAUUCGAAAGGAGAAUUCGUGUGCUAGACAGCAACGAGGGCGAAAUUGCGGAGUUGGCGCGAAAGAAGAUGAGGAAGAGUGGCGAGGACGCAGAGAAGGAAGAGCGGCUACGAACCGCAUUAGAAGAAGCGAAAAGGCGAAAUGGACAUGCCUGA
Molecule: messenger RNA, 5502 nt
Organism: Alternaria postmessia
Lineage: Eukaryota; Fungi; Ascomycota; Dothideomycetes; Pleosporales; Pleosporaceae
Exons: 5
Coding region: 1-5502 (1833 amino acids)
Source: RefSeq, a predicted model, not a curated record